Molecule: messenger RNA, 714 nt
Organism: Postia placenta MAD-698-R-SB12
Lineage: Eukaryota; Fungi; Basidiomycota; Agaricomycetes; Polyporales; Adustoporiaceae
Exons: 3
Coding region: 63-617 (184 amino acids)
Cellular component (GO): NuA4 histone acetyltransferase complex
Source: RefSeq, a predicted model, not a curated record
GUCCCCCACCGCCGUGCGGUUUAUACACACUUUGUUCCUUACAAGUUCGGCAAGGAAUUGUAAUGUCCGGGGAUGCGCUGACCCCGGAAGAAAAGACGAGGUAUGACGCCGCCCGCAAGGAGCUUAUGCAAGCCUUGACGAAGAGGCGGACCGCGGACAAGCAGCUGACGUCUAUUGAGGUCGACAUCUACGAACUUGAGGGCAAAUAUCUUACUGAGACCGCUGCGCACAGCGGGGGCAAUAUCAUUCAUGGAUUUGAGGGCUACCUCAAGAAUGCCCCUGGAGGCAGGAGGAAAUAUGAGGUGAACGAGUCCGACCGGAUAUUUUCCAGCAGCAGUGCAACGUACACGAAGUCCUUGGACCUCUCUGGGGAGGACGAUUCAUUUGGAGAUGACCAUUCGCGCCUAACCACACCCGGAGUGACCACUGUCAUCGUACCUCCCGCCACACGCACGCAGGAGCUCUCAGCCGCACAACAGAAAAAGAAUCGUGAUAGAGAGUACCAAAGGAAGAAACGAGCUAACGCACGCAAUACCACUACGCCCGUAAGCGAGGACGAAAGUGUGACAUCCUCACGAAAGCCCACCAAGAGGGCAAGACUAGCUGACGAUGAGUGAGGGGUCGUGUCGGGUUCCCUGCACUGAUGCCUGGUGUACAACUAGUCGUGUAUUUGUAUUGUAUUAUAACACUGCUCGAUGUUCAACAAAGGACCAC